Messenger RNA from Orycteropus afer afer, 1260 nucleotides. It is a transcript of the gene SERPINA1, whose product is annotated as serpin family A member 1. NCBI's taxonomy places the organism in Eukaryota, Metazoa, Chordata, Mammalia, Tubulidentata, Orycteropodidae. The record is from RefSeq and is a predicted model, not a curated record. Gene Ontology annotation, biological process: negative regulation of endopeptidase activity. Gene Ontology annotation, molecular function: serine-type endopeptidase inhibitor activity.
AUGCCAUCCUCCAUCUCCUGGGGCCUCCUUCUCCUGGCAGGCCUGUGCUGCCUGGUCCCCAGCUCCCUGGCUGAGAGCACCGAGGGAGACGCUGUCCAAGAAACAGAUGCAUCCGAACAUGACCAUGACCAUCCCCCAGCCUGCCACAAGAUUGCCCCAAACCUGGCCAACUUUGCCUUCAGCCUGUACCACGAGGUGGCCCGUCAGUCCAAUACCACCAACAUUUUCUUCUCCCCGGUGAGCAUUGCUGUAGCCUUCGCGCUGCUCUCCACAGGGGCCAAGUCUGACACCCUCACCGAGAUCCUGGAGGGCCUGGAGUUCAACCUCACCGAGACAUCCAAUGCCGAGAUCUACGAAGGCUUCCAACACCUGCUCCACACCCUCAACCAGCCAAAUAGCCAACUCCAGCUGACUGCCGGCAAUGGGCUCUUCAUCAACGAGAGCAUGAAGCUAGUGGAGAAGUUUUUGCAGGAUGCCAAGAAGCUGUACCACUCAGAAGCCUUCUCUGUUAACUUCCUUGACACCCAAGCAGCUAUGAAACAGAUCAACGAUUACGUGGAGAAGAGAACCCACGGGAAGAUUGUGGACUUGGUCAAAGAUCUGGACCAAAUGACAGCUCUUGCUCUGGUGAAUUACAUUUUCUUUAGAGGCAAAUGGAAGAAGCCCUUUGAGGCGGAGCAGACCCAGGAUGGAGAAUUCCACGUGGAUGAGACGACCACGGUCACGGUGCCCAUGAUGAGCCGCUUAGGCAUGUUUGACCUCCAUAGAUGCCAGGAGAUGUCCACCUGGGUGCUGCUCAUGGAGUACAUGGGCAAUGCCACGGCCAUCUUCAUCCUGCCAGACCCGGGAAAGAUGCAGCAGCUGGAGACUCGGCUCAGCAAGGAACUCCUCUCCAAGUGGCUGGAGUACAGACACCCAACGUCUGCCGCACUGCAUUUUCCGAAACUGAGCAUUUCUGGAACCUACGAUCUGAAAGAACUCCUGGGCAAGCUGGGCAUCACCAGGGUCUUUGGCACUGGGGCGGACCUCUCGGGGAUCACUGAGGAUGCAGCCCUGAUGCUCUCCAAGGCGGUGCACAAGGCUGUGCUGACCAUCGACGAGAAAGGGACUGAAGCUGCUGGGGUCACCAUCUUGGAAGCCAUCCCCAUGUCUCUGCCCCCCACUGUCAAAUUCGACAGCCCCUUCCUUCUCUUGAUCUAUGAUAAGGAAACCAAGAGCCCACUGUUUGUGGGAAAGGUGGUGAACCCCUUACAAAAGUAA